GCCCCCGGUGGUCGGACCGUCCCACCGCCCGCACAGCUGCGCUCUCAAGUUCAGAAACCGCAGCAGUGUUCGGUAGUUCAGAGCCCGUUGUUGUUCUGUGGACGUAAACUCCGACUGAGAACUUCACCGCAGCUUUAACUUUCUUCUUCUGGCCUCCAGCGGUGAAACUUUCUUCAUCCGGAGUGUUUUUGUUGAUGGAGGCUCGGACCGACAUGGGCUCUGCCGGUGGGAGACCCGCCAGCGGCUUCUCCUCCCUCUGAAUGCGGCUUAUUUCUCGGCUGGAGACCUGUUGGAUGUAGCCGGACUGGGCCUUUUCCUUCCCGGAGGUCACCAUCCUAGAAUGAACAUUUUCCCACUGGAGUUUCGGUGAACUUUUUCUCGCCAUGUCGGGAGUGGUCCGCACCCUGAGCCGCUGCCUGCUCCCGGCCGAGGCCAGCCGGGACGCGGGCGGCAGCAAGGAGGGCGGCCGGGAGAGGGACGCGGCGCAGGAGCGGGAGGCGCGGCGUAGGAGCCGGGAGAUAGACGCGAUGCUGGCCCGGGAGAGGAGAGCCGUGCGGCGGCUGGUGAAGAUCCUCCUGCUCGGGGCCGGAGAGAGCGGAAAGUCCACAUUCCUGAAGCAGAUGCGGAUCAUUAACGGGCAGGAGUUUGAUCAGAAAGCUCUGCUGGAUUUCCGGGACACAAUCUAUGAGAAUGUACUGAAGGGCAUGCGUGUGCUGGUGGACGCCCGGGACAAACUGGGCAUUACGUGGCAGAGCUGCGAGAACGAGAAGCAGGGCAUGCUGGUGAUGUCAUGGGAGGGACGCGUGGGCGCCUCAGGGGUCGAGCCCAUUGAGUUCCAGCUGUACGUGAUGGCGUUGAGCGCGCUGUGGGCCGACGCCGGCAUUCAGGAGGCCUACGCUCGACGCUCCGAGUUCCAGCUGAGUGAGUCGGUCAAAUACUUCUUGGAUAACUUGGAUCGGAUCGGGCAACUGAACUAUAUUCCAAGCAAGCAAGACAUUUUGUUUGCGAGGAAGGCGACUAAAGGGAUUGUCGAGCAUGACUUUGUCAUCAAAAAGAUUCCCUUCAAGAUGGUGGACGUUGGAGGCCAAAGGUCCCAGAGGCAGAAGUGGUUCCAGUGUUUCGACGGCAUCACAUCGAUACUGUUCAUGGUGUCUUCAUCAGAGUACGACCAGGUGUUGAUGGAGGAUCGCAGGACAAACCGUCUGGUGGAGAGCAUGAACAUUUUUGAGACCAUCGUCAACAACAAGCUCUUUCUGAACGUGUCCAUCAUCCUCUUCCUCAACAAAACAGACCUGCUGGUGGAAAAGAUUCGCACAGUGGACAUCCGCAAGAACUUUCCCGAGUUCAGAGGAGACCCUCGCAGGCUAGAGGACGUACAGGCCUUUCUGGUGCAGUCAUUUAGUCGGAAGAGGAGAAACCGGGGGAAGCCACUUUUCCACCACUUCACCACAGCGGUAGACACAGAAAACAUCCGCUUCGUCUUUCAUGCCGUGAAGGACACUAUCCUGCAGGAAAACCUCAAAGACAUCAUGUUGCAGUGACCUUGGUGCCACAGACCAACAGCUUCUUUGACUCUAACUGUAAGACCAGCCAUGAAUCCAGGCCUGGAGGACUUCUGAGAAGGUCUGACACUGCAGCCUGUGAGCUGAUAUUAACACUGACCUGUGGAACAGUCAGUGGAGCCAUUCAGUGCAGAUCUAACUGAACUCUUAACCUGUGGAGCCGUGAAGUGACUGUAGACCCGUGGACCUGUGGAAACCCUGCGUUUAGCCUGUAUAAAUGUGUGAAUGCUGGAAAUACAGUCAGCUGCUCCUCCUCACACAGGCUCAGAAAUGUAUAAACAUGUAGAGGAAAGCACCAACUACAUGACAUGAGAGCACUGAAAGUGUUUUUUUUUUCUCUUGUGUACAUAAGACUAAUGACAACCGUGUCACUAAACUGAGUCACACUGCUGCCUGUCAAAAUGAGAAGCUGGCAGGAAAGAGUGCAAAGGCAGGAAGAAAGGCAGAAGAUUUAGAACGAGUUGAAAAAUGCCUUGUCUUAAAGUCCACGUGACGGAGGGAGAGGGGUGAGGGUUUGGGCCCUCGCUGGUCAUAUGCUGUGUUAUGUGAUAAGGUUGCACAAGUGUUCCUGUCAAUGAACUUUAACAGAGGAAGAGAAGAAGCCCUUUUUUACACUCCCUGUCCUCUCCUGUGCUGUCUCUUUCUCCUCCUUCUUCUUCUUCCUCUAGUGUUUAUUCUCAUGUUCCUGCCAUCGCACAAGACAUGAACAUCUGCAGACAAGUCUUAUCCCAUCCGACUCCUCACAAUAGUCGGAUUGUUCGUCUGCUGCAGAAUCAGUAGACAUCAAAUGAGCAGUUUAAAGAAAAACCCGCAGCUCCUGGUCUUAUAUGAAUUACAGCUCAUCUCUAUCUUUAGACCUUUCUUCCUUUUUCCACUCUUCCCUCCAGAACCCCAGUAGAUGCACCACAACAACAAGACGCAACCUGAGGCAUACUGUGUAUUUACAAGAAGGCUUUGGUGUGUGGUUACACUGCAUGUUCCUGUCGUUUUGUCCCGUAAGCAUGAAGGGAACAGCAGAACAGACAGGGCUGAACUGUAAAUGACCUUUUCCCCGUGUUUCUGGCAGCCAUGUUGGACUUCUGUAGCAGUCGGGUGGAAAGCUUUACUCGGCAAAACGGCAAAACAAAAACAAGGAAUAUGAACAAGCCAGACUGAACACAACCACAAAGAAGUUAGGACGUCCUGGAAAGAACCGUGUAGUUUAACACCACAAUGAAAACAGCAAAGUCCUGUAAGGAAACUGCCCCAUUUACAGCCAAAUUACUGCUCAUGCAUUACCUGUCCAUUAUUGAAAAUAAGAUUUUCUCUUUAUUUUGUUUGUCUGAAGACAUUUCUAACUUUCAGCAUUCUGCCUAAAAAACUCAAAAUUUGCUGUGUCCAGCUUCUCUAUUCUGUUUGCAAAUUAAAUAUGUUUAACUUUUCAACUAAGAACCAGUACUUCAAAGAUUUUUGCCAUUUUAAAACUGCACUGGUCGAUAUAUUUUGUAUUAACAGCAGAAUAUAAUACCAUAAUACAAUGGUUUUAGUGUGUUUCAGGUCAUGUUUUUGUAUUAUAAUCUGCAACUCUGCCAGUUUGGUACAUCUUUCUCAUAGCCUUGUUUAAAGCUGCUUCCAGCACAAAAGCCCCAAAAACCAACUAUUUACCCAAUACCAAACUGCGGACAGACAAAUUAGCUUAGAGACCACAGCUGCAAAUUAGCAUGAUGCUAUAAACUGAUUGUUGUCCAGAAAAUAGUGCCAUUUGAGCCAUUUAAAAAAAAUAAUUACAUUUUUUAAAAAUAAUGGUGUAUUAGACAUUUGCUAUUUGGGAUUGAUUCUCACCUUCUCCACAGCUGGAAUGGUUUGAGUGUCUUUCAGGUUGUUGUUUUUGUUUUAUAGUCUGUAAUUUGACCUGUUCGGUUCAUCACUCUCAUAGUCUUGUUUCCAGUUGUUUUCAGCAUCACAGCCCCAAAAAACAAGUAUUUGCCCAACAUCAGACAAAUUUAGCAACUAGUUGGUUAGCUUAUCGAUCACAGGUGCUAAAUGGUGCUAGAUGAAGCUAUAAACUACUAUUGUCAAGAAAAUAGCAACAUUUGAGCCUUUUUAAUAAAUCACUUUUUUAAAAUAAUGGCAUAUUUAGGAGCUAAAGAGCCAGAUAUUUACUGAAGAGUUGGUGGAGACCAAAAGCGGAGCUGAAAGAGAGUGAAUAUCAGAUUAACAUAGAUGUAAAUUAAUAAAAAUGGUCCAACACAUUUGUAAACUUUACUAUAUGAUCAUGUUUGCAGCUGGUGGCCAAAAAAGAAACCAAUAAUUAACAGAUUAGUUGCUAUUUGCAGCCCUGUUUAUGUCUGCUCUUCCAGUGAGAAUUAAUGUAGCAGAAAUAAAAAGACCGUCGCUAUGGUUUUCUUGCAGUUUACCAUCCUCUGUGCACUGAUUUACAACUGUGGUUACACUGCUGACCAGAACUACGUCUGAGUGUUUUCUGUUAUGUGAUUUUAAUGGAUACCUGCCAGCCAACCAGAAGCAUCCACUAAUACCAUGCACUUUCCAAAAAAUCAUUUGCUUCCUUAUAUGUUCUUGAGUGGAGAAAUGAAUCAGAGCGGAGUGAAACGAAAACGUUGAUUUGAUUCUAAACAUUUUGCCUGAUUUGCAUUUUGGUACGCAGCAGCAGCUCUUCCCACCCUGAGUUUUAAGUCCACAUGGCCUCGAGGGGAAUGAGGCGAACCAUGAACAUUUCCACACGCCUUCAUAAGUCUGUAUUUAACCGUGUUAUUUGUAUGUGCUCAUCAUGACACGCUGAGCUUCCUGUAUAUAGAAUACUGUAAGUAUUUGACUGACACUGUGUGUACACUUUACACUACCAACACCACUCUAACAGUAUCACUGUAACUGUAACUGGUAUGUUGCUGUAAUGUCGUCGACUAACCUACUUUUUCCACUCACACAAAUUUUUUUUAUUAUUAUUUGUAAAGUCUCGUCAUUGCACUGGAUGGAAAACGUCUGGGGGAAGAAGAAGGCAGCGAAACAAAUAAACAGACUUUGAAAAGCGACCAGAGGAUGAAGAGAGGGAGGUCUUCUGCUUUUUGUUCUUUUGUUUCGCGGUGCCUCAGCUCUGUGCUCUGUGGUGAAAUACACUGCCGUUUGCUGA
This is a messenger RNA of Acanthochromis polyacanthus (spiny chromis), 4689 nucleotides long. It is a transcript of the gene gna12a, whose product is annotated as guanine nucleotide binding protein (G protein) alpha 12a. NCBI's taxonomy places the organism in Eukaryota, Metazoa, Chordata, Actinopteri, Pomacentridae. Gene Ontology annotation, biological process: adenylate cyclase-modulating G protein-coupled receptor signaling pathway; Rho protein signal transduction. Gene Ontology annotation, cellular component: brush border membrane; heterotrimeric G-protein complex. Bases 384 to 1541 code for a protein of 385 amino acids. The transcript has 6 exons. Gene Ontology annotation, molecular function: G-protein beta/gamma-subunit complex binding; GTPase activity; guanyl nucleotide binding. The record is from RefSeq and is a predicted model, not a curated record.